Molecule: messenger RNA, 6261 nt
Organism: Mirounga angustirostris (Northern elephant seal)
Lineage: Eukaryota; Metazoa; Chordata; Mammalia; Carnivora; Phocidae
Gene: FSCN2
Product: fascin actin-bundling protein 2, retinal
Exons: 5
Coding region: 4264-5805 (513 amino acids)
Biological process (GO): cell migration; actin filament bundle assembly; establishment or maintenance of cell polarity
Cellular component (GO): cytoplasm; actin cytoskeleton
Molecular function (GO): protein-macromolecule adaptor activity; actin filament binding
Source: RefSeq, a predicted model, not a curated record
UGAGAUGCGGAGCCGCCUCCCCACACUCUUCAUUCCAACACUGCCCUCUCCCUCCUGCCCUGCAGAAGGGAGCCUGUCACCCUAAACCGCCUGCAAACCUCCAGUAAACCAACCCAGGCCCCGCCUGCCCAUGUAAGUGGAACUUCAGAGUGGCCGAGCUCCGCCAUGAAAAAAUCAUGAGGCAGCCAAGCCCUGGGCCUGUUUUCAGGAACAAUGCAGGAGGCUGGGCCCUGGGCGCUGGCCAAGCUGGGCCCCGGGCGCUGGCCAAGCUGGGCCCCAGGAACCGACGCUGGGCCUGGGAGCAGGGGAAUCAGGGCCUUGGGGCCGGGCCCAGCAGUGCCUGGGCAGGCAGGAAAGCCCUGGCCUCGCCCUGGGGGCAGAGGCCCAGAAGGGGGCCGGCCAGAGUGGCCUGGCCCUGGGAGGGCACAGUGCCUGGGGCCGAGGGGGACAGGAAAGCGGGGCGGGGCCUUGGGGGUUUCCUCUGUGUGGAGUAAUUCCCAGAGACUCGCUGGCCUGUGGGGAAGGAGGGGCACAGCGGGCAUUGCUCAAGCAGGGGGCCAGGACCUGGGUCUGGGACAGGUGUGGCCCCGGGGGGGUCCCUCCGUCCUGGGCCAUUGCCAGGCCAGCCCGAGUGGGGAGCCACUCCCUCCCCCAGCCGGCACGCACGUGGGGCCCAUGCCAGCUCACGCCACCAGCAGCCGUGGUGCUCGGGCAUCCAGCCUGGUACACGCGCCAGUCGCCAUGGCAGCACGCAGCGUGCUGGGCAGGAGCCCAGGCUGGGCGUAGCAUCCAAGGCCAGCGGUCUAGAUAUGCAGGACCGGGAGUCCUUUCCCUGGUAGCCCCCCCAGGGGCCUGGCCGGGGCCGGGGGGCCCUGCAAGUGGCCAGGCCCGCCCAUCCCCCAGCAUCCCAGGGAAGGAACAGUUUCCUGAGAGCUCCAGGGCAGAUGCCGGGGGGCUGGGGGCUUCAGGGCCCUCUCUGCUCCUGACCUCAGCUGGACCUCACUAAAACAGGCGGGAAGCCAAGGAUCUGCCCCACCCUGGGCUGCUGGGAGCUUCCGAGAGCUGGGGCGACCCCUGCCUUCCAGGCCCAGCUCCAGACAGCUGGGUCCAUCGGCGGCUGGCCACUCCCCGAAGUGGGGGUCCAGGGGUGCUGCUCGCCCGGACGGCCUCUCAGUGCCCAGGAGAGAAAGUUACGCAUGUUGAAGUGGGCGCGUCAGGCAGCCUGACACCUGUCCUCAGGCCUUGUCCGGUGGUGGCAGACGACGGCCCAGGGCGAUGCACACACACAGGUACACACCCCGUCCCCCAGGAGGGCAGGUCCAGAGGUGAGUGGGCCAGGUGACUCUGGAUGCCCCCGAGGGCAUCCUGGACGGGCCGUAGGCCUCGUGAGCCCCUUGUGGGUGGCUGUGUGGACCCCCUCGGGCAGGGGACAUGUGUGUCCCUGAGGACACAGCCCGCCACAGGCUCUCACAAGUAGCCCCUGACACGGUUCCCUUGUGCUGUACACAACCUGACCGCCAUGCUGGGUGGCCACGAGCAGGCUAGGGCUGGGAUCCAGGGAAGCUUUUCCAGGACCAGGGCCGGUCCAGCCACUGACCACGGCUCCCUCUGUCCUGCCCCGCCCGUGUGCACCUUCACACGCACGCCCACAGCAGCAUGCACUCUGCCUCACCUCCCUGCAGAGGCUCAGUGCAUCACACCGGACGUCCCUAGUACCUACUGUGCGCCAGGGCCUUACCGGGGAUCCAGACGUGGCCCCUAGCAGGCAUCGGGCUCAAGGCUUGGGUCCUGGGAGGUGUGGGGGGCAAUCCAUGCAACCUCCCUCCCUCCAAGGAAGCCUGGGCCGGGAGGCCCACCUCUCAGAGUCCCUUGGGGCCUGAGAGGCUCCCCCCUCAGCUCACACUGCGAGUCAGUGCCAGGCAGCCCCACACCAGGCCCGCCCAGAACCGAGAGAUCACAGCCACUUCUGGCUCUGCCAGCAAGAGACUUCCUGGAGCCAGGCCCACUUAGCGACUGGCAGCUGGGCUUCCUCCCACUGGGCACGGGAUGCCCAUGAGCACCCUGCUGGUGCCAGUCCGUGCUAAUGAGGCCUUCACGCCAAUCGGGCAUCCCGGGCUCCUUCGGAGCCUGGGUGGGAGUUGGGGGGACCGUGGGCACAGCUGUCCCGCAGACCCCCGUGCACGAGGAUCUGAGCAGUGCCACUGAGCACCUGCUCCGUGGGUGUUCCUGCAACCCUGGGAGGUGGCAGAGAGUGAGAUCUAGCGAGAAACAGCUGUCAGCAUCGUGGCUCAUACCCCCAAACCAGGGGCAUGUGCCUGGCAUCGAGGCUAGGCCUGGGCCCCUGGGACUUGGAGGAUCUAAUAAGGGCAUCCUCCGUGGGGAGGGGGUGCUACCCCAGACCGCAUCUCCCUGCCAGUGGGCGCCUGGCACGCAGCCCAGCGGGGCACACACUCGGUGCCCCAUCAACGUGUGGGGGUCACAGAGACGGGCAGUGCUAGCUGUCGGGGAGCGCGAGACCAGCCCCACUGACCACCCCACAGCACACACGGUGCUGUUGGGGGGACCGGUGCCCAGGUGUGUCUCCCAGAAUCCCCCUCCGGCCCUCAGUGUCUCCCUGUGCCUGGCAGGGCUGCUGCCCAGGGCUCAGAGAAUGGAGGAGGGACUCCUGAUCUUGUCUGCCCUGCCCACCCCCGGGGCCUGCACAUGCCCAGCCCAAGGCCCUUGCACUCGGCUGGACCCCCACAGCCUGGGGCCCUGUCACGGCCUCCAGGGGGGCGGAGCGGAGCUGCCUGAGGCAUCAAGGGCCCCGAGCCCAUUCCCCGAGGGAAGCCUGAGGGUCACACGCUGCGAUGAUGAAGAGGACACCGAGGCUGGCCCAGGCCCAGGCCGGGCAGCUCUGGUUUCACUACUUGGCUCCCAGCCCCUGAGGCAGGUGCAGGAGACAGACGGGCAGGGUGCGGCUGAGCAGGCCCCUUGCGGGUCCCCGAAGACGGCCCCCCUGGGCUCAGCGGGGAGGGGGUCUAGCCCGGUGGUCCCAGUGGCAGGGGCUGGGAGGUGCUGGGGUCAGGGGUGGCCAGCUUCCGGCCUCUCCUAGCCUGCUGGCCACAUCCCUCUGCUGAGAGGGCUCUGCCCCACAAACCCCCUGGACCAGACCCUGUAAAGACGCUGCAAGUCAGGCCAGUCGCCCCAGCAACAUGAACAGCAGUUAGGGGUCCCCGGGCCCACGCAGCAAGGCUGGCUUCGCCCUAGCUCACCCAGGAAGGGGGAGCAGCCUCGUGGGCUCCUUGAGGUGCUUACGGCACAGGGCUCAGCCCGAGGCCUGGUCCUCUGACCCUGGGUCCAACAGCCCGCCACCUUCAGGAUGGCCCCUGCCCACACUCUCGUGUCACCUUCCAGCUGCGUGGUCCUCCGGGCGGUCCAGGGGCCCUCUCCCGGUCCCACAGAGCCAGGCCGCCUGGCCUGAUGUGAGUGCGACCCUGGCUCGGGCCAGGGUACCACGGGCGCCAGGAUGGGGGCGUCUGGGCACACCUAGACGCUCCCUGGCACCGCGACCCCUGGCUGCCACGUUCCUAGCCCAGGCCACCCUGGGGGAGGUGUUGGGCCCAGGGCUGCAGGCUGCAGCCGAGCGGGACGGUAUGGGACUCCAGCUCUGGGCUGCCUGAGUUGGGGGGCUUUGCCGGGCUCCUGGCACCAGGAAUCAGAGAAGCAGUAACUGGAUCUGGCCGAGGAUCUGGCGGCUGCUGAGGGUGGAGGGCUGCGAUCGGGUUGCGGCCUCGCUGAGUUUUCCACCAGGCAGCUUUCUCUACAUUGGGAAGGAGCCGGGCUGGGCUGGUGAGUCUGUGCAGUGGGUCUGGGGGCCCUGACGCGGGUGACAACCAGGAGCAAGCCCAAGAGGCGCAGGGGCCAGGAGGCGGGGCCCGGGGCUCGGGCUGUAGGCCUGGGCAGCCGCCAGUGAGUACGGGGAGGUGGUCAGCCCGCGGCGGGCGGAGCUCUCCACCCCUGCAGGCCCUGGGGCUCCGGCCGCUGGGGCAGUCCACGAGUGGCUGAAAUCCAAGCUGGGGUAACCCAAGGCAGCCGCCGUCCCUAAGCCGGCACAGCCCUGAUCCGCCCCCCGCCCGCCCUCCGCCGCCCGCGGGCCUGCAGCCACUGGUCAGAGGGCAGCAGGUCCAUGACGCCGGCCGGGCCUCUGGGGGACCUCGGGGGCCGUGAGCACGCGGAGAGCGCCUCCCAGGCCCCUCGUGGGGCGCUGGGCCGGCCCUGAGGAUGCCCACCAACGGCCUGCGCCAAGUGCUGAAGAUCCAGUUUGGCCUCGUCAACGACGCUGACCGCUACCUGACGGCCGAGAGCUUCGGCUUCAAGGUCAACGCCUCGGCACCCAGCCUCAAGAGGAAGCAGACGUGGGUGCUGGAGCCCGACCCGGGGCAGGGCGCCGCCGUGCUGCUCCGCAGCCGCCACCUGGGCCGCUACCUGUCCGCGCAGGAGGACGGGCGCGUGGCCUGCGAGGCGGAGCGGCCGGGCCCUGACUGCCGCUUCCUGGUGCUGCCGCAGGCCGACGGGCGCUGGGCGCUGCAGUCCGAGCCGCACGGCCGCUUCUUCGGCGGCACCGAGGACCGGCUGUCCUGCUUCGCCACGGCCAUCUCCCCGGCCGAGCUGUGGGCCGUCCACCUGGCCAUCCACCCGCAGGCGCACCUGCUGAGCGUGAGCCGCCGGCGGUACGUGCACCUGAGCCCGCAGGAGGACGAGAUGGCGGCCGACAGCGACACGCCCUGGGGCGUGGGCGCGCUCGUCACCCUCACCUUCCAGGACGGGCAGUACUGCCUCCGGGCCUGCGACGGCCGCUACCUGCGCAGCGACGGCCGCCUCGUGGGGGGGCCCGAGCCCCACGCCCGCUACACGCUCGGGGUCAAGGCGGGCAAGCUGGCCUUCAAGGACCGCGACGGCCGCUACCUGGCGCCCGGGGGGCCCGCCGGCACGCUCAGGGCGGGCCGCAGCACGCGGCCGGGCAAGGACGAGCUCUUCGACCUGGAGGAGAGUCACCCGCAGGUGGUCCUGGUGGCCGCCAACCACCGCUACGUGUCCGUGCGGCAAGGGGUCAACGUCUCAGCCAACCAAGACGAAGAACUGCAUCAUGAGACCUUCCUGAUGCAAAUUGACCAGGAGACAAAGAAGUGCACCUUCUAUUCCAGCACCGGGUGCUACUGGACCCUCGUCAACCAUGGGGGCAUCCAUGCCACAGCCACACAGGUUUCUGCCAACACCAUGUUUGAGGUGGAGUGGCGUGGCCGGCGGGUGGCCCUCAAGGCCAGUAACGGGCGCUAUGUGUGCAUGAAGAAGAAUGGACAGCUGGCGGCCACCAGCGACUUUGUGGGUGAGCACCCCUCACCAAAGGCAGUGGGCAGGCAGCGGCCCCUCAGCCCCUACGCCCCGCCAGGUGAGGACGAGGAGUUCACGCUCAAGCUCAUCAACCGGCCCAUCCUCGUGCUGCGGGGCCUGGACGGCUUCAUCUGCCACCGCCGGGGCUCCAACCAGCUGGACACCAACCGCUCCGUCUACGAGGUCUUCCAUCUGAGCUUCAGCGACGGCGCCUACCAAAUCCGAGGCCGCGGCGGCGGGUUCUGGAACACCGGCAGCCACGGCAGCGUGCGCAGCGACGGCGAGCGCGCCGAGGACUUCCUCUUCGAGUUCCGCGAGCGCGGCCGCCUGGCCAUCCGCGCGGGGAGCGGCAAGUACCUGCGCGGAGGCGCCUCCGGGCUGCUGCGCGCGGACGCGGACGCGCCGGCCGGGGUCGCGCUCUGGGAGUACUGAGCGGGUGGCGCGCCCGUCCCCCCAUUAAACCGAGUCUGUGACGCAGCGGCUGGCGGGCUCCGUGGCGCCGCUCGCGCGGGGAGGGCCAGCGCCUCUGCCCCGGGGGUCCCGGCCGUGGGCCUCCACCUCCCCAUCCCCCAGCGCAGGCGAGCGUGGCCGGGAGGCGGGUCCAGCGGGCGGGACACCCCCGCCCCACCCCGUCCCUUCCUGGGCAGGGGCACCCCGGCACCCCCUGGGCCCCGCCCCCGCCCUGUGCGGGCGCCACACAGCUGCUCCCAGAGACCGAGCGGAACUGGGGUGGGGGUGAGGUACCCCCCAUGGCUCUCCUCCCCAGGGGCAGGGUCUUGGGGAAUCCCCCGCGCACCUGAGGCGAAAGCGACCCCACCCCUCCCAAACACGGUGUGAGUGGCCAACCCCGGGGAGAAGACCCCUCUCAGCCCAGACAGGGGGCUCCAG